GGACUAAAUUCACUGUCACACUGCUACUGAAGAUAACGUUUAAAACUUGCAAGCCUUUAAACGUAGGAAAUCAUAGCUGUCACACUUAGCAACAUUUCAUGUUUUUUGGGUGAAUAUGGUAUGAGGACGAGAUGGACGAGAUUCCUGACGAAAAUGGUCCCCCUCUUCUUCUUCCCUCUCUGCGUCUCUUCAUUCCACCACUGCGGCUUGUCUCUGCAGCCAUGUGGCAAGUGGUUCAGCGAGGAGACGUUCAAGAUUAUGGGAUGCUGGAGGAGUUUGUCACCACGUUGACCGACAUUGUGCCAGAGCUUUUGAGUUGCAGUCAGAGGGCCCAACUCAUUCUGGGGCUUCGAGCAAGGAUGGUUCUGGAGUUGUGUCGCACUGAGCAGACAGCAGACCAAGACAUUCAGCAACACCUGGCCAGGAUCCGAAGCCUCAUAUCCACUGGGGAAGCAGAGUCAAGUGAUGCAGAGGUGGAAUUAUCUGAAUCAAACUUUGUAGAGCUGGUUGAAUCUCUGCUGAAAGACCCAAGUGAAAGGGAGAACUUUUACCAGGACGUGUUCCCUGUGGAAUUUGGGCCCAAGUAUGACACUGCAAUACAGAUGCUGAUGUUAGAAUUCCUUUCCAGACUGGAGAAGUUACUUCCCCUACCAGACCUUGAACAGACUGCCUCCUUGUUAAGUGCUGUCCCCUCUGCCCUGGAGAAAUGUGUACAGUUUGUACCUGACCCCAUACAAUUGAGGACCCUGCUCCAGUACCACAGAAAACUUGGACAUUUGGACUCCAUCCGAACUCCAUCGUCCUUUGGUGACUUCAUCCUCUCCUCUCUGUCUCUUCCUCCAUACGUGCGAGUGGUGACUGCCCCAGAUGUAGACUCAGAUACACAAUCAGAAGGCAUGAAUUUGGAGGGAAUGGAAGCAAGAGAGUUGUUGGAGAAUCGGACAAAGGAAAUCGAUGUACUAGUCCCAGCAGAUGAAGUUAGAAGAUACAUAAUUACUGAGCCAGAUUACGGUAUGGACAUGGAGUCUGCCGUUGGGGAAAAUGUCAAUCAAGCUGUCACUGGCUUGAAUUUACUCAGACCAUCACAAUUCAAACGAAGCAAAAGGCUGCAGAUUAAGGAAAUGUGUUCAAAAGGUAGAAAACCUCAAACUGGGCUUGCAAACAGACAGCCAUCAUCCUCCAAGGUGUGUCCUUCCCCAAAGAAGUCAUGCAGAAGAGGACCAUUCAGUAAGACAUGUGAAGUGUGUGGAAAGACAUUCACUCGGGUUGCAGCCAUGAAAAGGCAUCAGCUAACCCACACUGAAAAUCUCAAAUUUAAGUGCCACAAAUGUGAAAAAUUAUUCUCGGAUGGUCAAAGUCUGAAGAGACACCAGAGGCGAGUUUGUGAAAAGGAGCUAAACAUGUUGCAUGAAGAUAAAAAUGAGGAAGAGAUCCCACAACCCUCAACUAGCAAACCUCAGAGCCCAUCACUCCUGAAGACUCCCUGUCCACCAGGGCCAUCUCAUCAAGGAACUCUGGACACUAUCACAGCCACUAACACAUGCUCUGUGUGUGGGAGGUUUUUUACUCGUACAUCAAGCUUGGUGAGGCACAUGAGCUCCCACUCAAAAGAGCGUCCAUUUAGGUGUGUCAAUUGUGGUAAGAGAUUCAAGUAUUCAUACGAUUUUAGAAAACAUCAGGGAGAAUUGUGUCAGAAAGUGACCCAGGGAGAUUUGUGUCAGGAUGUUGAUCAGAACAUGGCACAACUAAAGAGUGGCCUGCAACCAGAGAAGGUUUUUCUUGCCACUGCAGAGAAUCGCACCCAGGUAGAUUCCAAAACCUGUUGUGUCUGUGGUAAGAUUUUGACUUGUACCUCACAGAUGGAAAGGCACUUGAAAUCUCACUCAAAGGCACGUCCCUUUCAUUGUGCUAUUUGUGAGAGAAGUUUUAAGUACAAAGACUCUUUGAAGAAACAUCAGGAAAUCCUUGGACACGAGGGCAUCCUAGAAGACUUUGAUCUGAGUGUGGACCAGCAACAAGCGGAAGUUAACACAGAGAGUUGCAGCAGUCCUCUCACUACCAAGGAAAACGACACUGAGCUCCUUAUCAAGGCUUUUACUCCGGCGCCAACUGCCAAAGAACACGCAUGCACUGUGUGUGGGAAGAUUUGGGACUGUGCUUCUCAUUUAGCUACUCAUAUGAGAUCCCAUUCAGAAGAGCGUCCUUACCAAUGUGUCAACUGUGAGCAGCGUUUUAAGUACAAGCAAAGUUUGAAUCAACACCAGAGAUAUAUCUGUAAGGUGAACCGAGAAGAGUCCUCUCAGAUGGUAGGCCAGCACCAAGAGGAGGAGUCUAGUGAACUGGUGGCUGUUAAGGCUGAUACCCCAGAGACAUCUACCAGUCGACUACAACUGGUUCACUGGUGUAAAAAAUGUGGAAAGUGUUUCGAUGACAUCUGUAAUUUGAAGCAACACCAGGAAAGUUCAUGCAAAGAGGAAAAAAUAAAGGUGGUCUUCCAAUGUGAAAAAAGAAAGGUGGUCUUCAAAUGUGAUGAUUGUGGGAAGGACUUCAAAGGUUCUUCAUCCCUAAGGACACACAAGCGAAUUCACAACCCAUUCUAUUGCUCUGAUUGUGGAAGGGUCCUCCCAAACUCCAUUGCCCUUGACAGACACAAGCUGAUGCAGCACAAGGAAUUCCAGUGUACCAUGUGUGAGAAGACCUUUACCCUGUUGGGGCGUCUGAGAGAACACUAUCUGCAUCAACAUAAAUUCACAGGACCAUACCCCUGCUCUCAAUGUGAGAAAACCUUCACUCAGUUAUCAUACCUUGUCAUCCACGAGAGGGUUCAUUCAGGAGAGUACCUGUACCAGUGCUCUGUUUGUCAAGCAAAGUUUAAUUCAGCAAAUUCUCUAACGAUACACAGUAGGAAGCACACAGGAGAAAAGCCGUUCCUGUGCUGGCAGUGUGGAAAGAGCUUCAAGGCUGCUGGAGAACUGUCAGUGCAUAUGGGGACCCACUCAGAGGAGAGACCAUUUUCCUGUUCGAAGUGUGACAUGUCCUACAGAACAAAACUUCAGAUGAAUUCACACAUUGAACAAGUUCAUGAGGGGGUGAGAUACCCUUGUACAAUCUGUGGAAAGCAGUUUUACAAAGCUGUGUCAUUGAAAAGACACGAACUCACUCACACAGGAGAAAGACCAUUUCCAUGCUCCUAUUGCACAAAAACCUUCAUCACUGCUAAUGAAAAAAGGCUGCAUGAAAGAUACCAUACUGGUGAGAGACCAUACAAAUGUCAAGACUGUGGAAAGUCUUUCAUUCAGUCAGGUUACCUGAAAUCUCACCGACGUCUUCACACAGGAGAGAAGCCAUUUGCAUGUAGCUUUUGUGAUAAAAGUUUCAGAUUGUCUUAUCAUAGGUUAAAACACGAGCGAACCCAUACAAAAAAAAAUAAGCCACAUGUGUGUGGAGAAUGUGGGUUAGCUUUCGCUCAAAAAAAGCGCCUGACUGAACACCUAUGCACUCACCCUGGGAAUUAAAAUAUACUUUUUUUUUUUUUUGGAACUCUGAUGUUCCUUUUUAUUUUGUAUGAAUUUUAAGACGGUACAGCAGGGAAAGUAGUGAGGUAGAAGGAAAGUAGGGGCACAGACAGAAGGGCAGGGAAGGAGUUUGAACCCUCGUCACCAGGUAUAUGUGGACCGGACUCAAAAGCAUUACCACUCUGACAUUUGAGUUCUUGUUGUGUACUGUAAUAUGUAUAUAUAUUAAACAACACUGGUUUAACACCUUUUUUUUAAA
Oncorhynchus nerka (sockeye salmon) is the source of this 3774-nucleotide messenger RNA. RefSeq names its product zinc finger protein 585A-like. The transcript is spliced from 7 exons. Gene Ontology annotation, molecular function: DNA-binding transcription factor activity, RNA polymerase II-specific; RNA polymerase II cis-regulatory region sequence-specific DNA binding. Gene Ontology annotation, cellular component: nucleus. Bases 132 to 3515 code for a protein of 1127 amino acids. NCBI's taxonomy places the organism in Eukaryota, Metazoa, Chordata, Actinopteri, Salmoniformes, Salmonidae. Gene Ontology annotation, biological process: regulation of transcription by RNA polymerase II. The record is from RefSeq and is a predicted model, not a curated record.